CAAAUGGGGAAGAAAAAGCCGAGGACAGCUCAGAAGAAUAAAUUAGCCAAAUCCAUGGCUAUAAAACCACCAAGGAAAGGAUCAGAUCCACUAGAUUUCCAACGUCCAAAUUCAGACAUUGGCUCCAUGACAGUUGAGAGAAGGAACUCUAGCGCCAGUGGUUUAGUCAAUUUCUCCCAGAUCUUUGGAGCCUUUGAAGGAUUUGUACAGAAGAAGGAUAAUAAAGAGCCAGGAGAUAAUCAAAAUGCCAAUGAGCCCCAUAACAGCUCAGAAGCCAUUUCAGCAAGAGUCCUGAUUGGAAGCCAAAUAUUUGUUAUACUACUCUGAAUGCUUUCAUAUGGCAUCUAUAUCUUACUCGGUGAUUGCUUCAGCUCAAUGUUACUUGCAUUUGUAACUUCUUUAUACUUGAGAGACGUAAAGCUGACAAUUCAGAAAUCGAUCAGUCAAAAUUUAGCAUCUAACGAAAAAUCUCUUCUCAUGAAAAUCUUAAUGGUGAGAUUCAUAAUGAGUACUUACAAAAACUAUAAAAUUGGGGGACUCAAGGGUAUUCUCUCAGAAAUAUGUGCCUAUAUCUUUAACUUUGUCACUUCUAAUUUUGAUAGGAGAAGCUCCACUCUUUUUAAUGAUGUCCCUAAGAUCAUGACAAUUUGAGCUCUCUACAUCCUUCUAAGAUAUUUUGGAAUAAAGGUUACACUGUUAAUCUUCAUUAUUUUCUUAGGAAUAGACUUAGCUCUUAAGAGCUUGGCUUGGCUUAUCAUGAUCGCAUUCUGCUGCUGUAGAGUUCGGAGCAAAGAUCUAGACGACAAAGAUACAAGAUACGGAGGAUUCCUCUCAGUUGUGAUUUCAUACGCUUUAAUUACCAUUAUGCUGUUGAUGAUCAUUGGAUCUUGAUUUUUACUAUCGUUCUUGCUCUUACUAGAUCUGAACUACCUGAGGCAGAACAACAUGGAGAGUAUCUCCCUAUCAAACAUAGUCGACGAGAACAGUCUGAUAAUUGGCAGAGUUGAUACAGCAGUGAAGCCAUAUCUGAAGAAGUUAUUGAAGCUGCUUCAUCACCAGACCAACAUUCCUUAUGAGUUUGAAAAAGAAAGAUUUAAGAAUAUGACUACCUUACAAGUGCUAAGUGAUUUUACAAAGGCUACUAAUAUUAGCUCCCCAGGAGACUUAUUUACUCUGUACCAGAAUUUUGAGUUGGAGAGCUCAGAUGAUGAAAAGAAUGAUGACCCUUCAGAUUUUAAACCCGAAGACUUUGAGACAACUACUGAGAUGUUGAUUAGGAACUAUAAUAAAGUAUCUGAGCUAGUUAGCACCCUUUUUAAGGACAAAAAGUCAAACGAGAUGAACACAGCCAAGAUUUAUGAAAAUGUUUAAGAUCGUGUGAGAGUACGGAUUCGCUAUUGUGAUUGAACUAUCGAAUUAUU
Moneuplotes crassus is the source of this 1421-nucleotide messenger RNA. The record is from the annotation of a GenBank genome assembly. NCBI's taxonomy places the organism in Eukaryota, Ciliophora, Spirotrichea, Euplotida, Euplotidae.